Molecule: messenger RNA, 2305 nt
Organism: Plodia interpunctella (Indianmeal moth)
Lineage: Eukaryota; Metazoa; Arthropoda; Insecta; Lepidoptera; Pyralidae
Exons: 7
Coding region: 259-1269 (336 amino acids)
Biological process (GO): mRNA splice site recognition
Cellular component (GO): U2-type prespliceosome; U1 snRNP
Molecular function (GO): mRNA binding
Source: RefSeq, a predicted model, not a curated record
GGUUUGUUGGUUUGGUUGGAUUGGACGGACGCCAUUUUAUUAAUGUUGAAUUUUGUGCGUUUGGCGAAUGGAUAUGUACCUACUACCUUGUAGUUAUCAUUUUUUAAAUUAUUUUAUUACGCGGAAAUUUAGUGUUAAUGUCUAUUUAAAUGUGUAAUUAAUGUAUUUAUUAUUCUAAUUUACGUAUGGUAGAUUGUAUAUAGGUGUUUGAAUUGAAUUCACAGUUUUGAUUUUGGUGUAAUCAAAUCAAAUCACACCAUGUCCGCACACGAGCAAAUGAGGGCAAUGUUGGAUCAAUUGAUGGGCACAGCACGAAAUGGUGAGACGGAUAAGCAUGGAAUAAAAUUUUAUGAUGAUGCUGUGUGCAAAUCCUUUCUGUUGCAAUGUUGUCCACACGCAAUCCUUUCGUCUACGCGAAUGGAUUUAGGUGAGUGUCCAAAAAUACAUGAUCUGGCUCUUCGUGCGGAUUAUGAGUUAGCGUCGAAAAGUAAAGACUAUUUCUAUGACAUUGAUGCUACGGAACACCUGGAGGCGUUUUUAUCUGACUGCGACAGGAGAACGGCUGCGGCCAAGCAACGGCUUGCCGAAACUCAAGAAGAGUUGUCUGCUGAAGUGACAGAGAAAGCAAAUGCUGUACACGAGUUGGCUGAACAGAUCGGUCAGAAGCUGGCUCGAGCUGAAGCACUUGGAGAAGAGGGUAUGGUUGAAGAAAGUGUAAAGCUGAUGGGAGAGAUCGAAGAGUUGCGUAAGAAAAAGGCCGCAGCUGAACAGGAGUAUCGCAAUUCAAUGCCGGCUUCCUCAUACCAGCAACAGAAGCUGCGGGUGUGCGACGUGUGUUCGGCGUAUCUUGGUAUCCAUGACAACGACCGGCGACUGGCCGACCACUUUGGCGGGAAACUUCAUUUGGGCUUUAUUACCAUUCGCGAAAAGUUGGCUGAAUUGAAGAAAACAGUAGACAAGAGGCGGGAAGAGCGUGGGGCUUCAGAGCGCGAGCGCAGCAGCAGCCGACGGCACUACGUGGGCGGGCGCGAGCUGGACCGGCGCGCGCGCCGACACCGCGAGACGGCGCGCGACCGCGACCGAGCCAAGGACAAGGAGCGCGACCGCGAGCGCGAUCGUGACCGCGAACGAGAGAAGAGGCGCAGCAGAUCACGUAGCAGAAGCAAACGUGAAGGGUCCCGCGAACGCUCCCGCGGACGCGAUCGCGACCGCGAAUCCCGCCGCAGUCGCUCUCACCGGUCCUCAUCAAAAGAACGCAGGCGCGAAUAAUUAUGUUUCUCAUUUAAAAUAAUAAGCUCAUCAACCACAUGAAAUAGACUUCAGCCACUGCCAAAUAAUUCGUCAUGUCUUGUUAUCCGAAUUAAGGAACUGUAGUCCAUAUUCAUAAAUGACGCUGACAUACCCUUAUUCAUAAAAAAUAUAAAUUUAAGCUAAAGUAUGUUUUGUCUCAUUCUGUCAAUGUCAAGUAUUGUUAAAUGUGAUAGGGACAAAACAUACUUUAACUUACAGAAUGAUUUUUUAUGAAUAAAAGGUAGGUAGGUAUGUGUAGUAGCACAACAAAAUGAGGAUUUAUUUAGCUAUUACUACCAUCACAUGGGAUAGGAUUUAGUUUCGUUUUCAGAUGUGAUCUGUUUAUAGUACCUAAAUAGGCUGACAGAGAAAUAGGUAUAAGUAACGCAAUAAUAUAUUGUAGCUAAUUAUAUGGAUAUACAAAAUGACUUUUCGUAUUUAAGGGGUGUUAUAUUAGAUUCUGAACGGCAAUGUUUAACUUAUCGCAGUUGAGAUGAAAUCCAUUGGCGGAAAUUCUAUCUCAAUGUUGGUUUCGAAAUUUUAUCUUCUUAAACGACACCAUUCAUUUUCCGAUGCCAUUCAACUAGAGAAACAAGAUGUUGACUAUAUUAUAUAAGAACAUGAAUUGCAUUUUCUAUCGUUGCAUGAGGCCCAGUCUUCUAAAAGUAGGUUAGUUUGAAAUUCUAACAUUUUUCUUUUCCUGAAAUUUCUAAAACUUCUUUCCUUGCGCUGUUUUUAUUCAUUCUAACCAGAUAUUGACAAUGUUUUAUAACAAACAAUCAAUGUUAAUUUAUACUACAGGAGACAAACGGAACUUUGUUCUCAACACAUUCUGCAGUCACAUAUUACACCACUGGUCUCAUAAGAUUAUUAGAAUAUAUAUUUUUUGUUAUGUGAAAAUUAAUACCAGGUUUCAGUGUACAAAUUUGUGUUUGUACGGUGAUUAGAAAUGUAGGUUGCGAUUUACUUUUGUGUUUAAGUAAGAUUGUUAUUUGAAUAAAAUCGAUAUAUUGAA